Pecten maximus is the source of this 2892-nucleotide messenger RNA. RefSeq names its product fatty acid 2-hydroxylase-like. Gene Ontology annotation, molecular function: fatty acid 2-hydroxylase activity; heme binding; iron ion binding. The transcript has 6 exons. Bases 54 to 1133 code for a protein of 359 amino acids. Gene Ontology annotation, biological process: fatty acid metabolic process; lipid biosynthetic process. Gene Ontology annotation, cellular component: endoplasmic reticulum; membrane. The record is from RefSeq and is a predicted model, not a curated record. NCBI's taxonomy places the organism in Eukaryota, Metazoa, Mollusca, Bivalvia, Pectinida, Pectinidae.
GUGGUCGUGUGUAAGCGAGCGACUCGUUAGAUGAAGUCCGACGUUAAGAGAGAAUGCGGUGUUUCAGUGAUUUAGAGGUUAAAGAACUUGUGAAACAGGGACAAGUUGUUGUAAUUAGUGAUGCUAAAGUGUACGAUGUAAGUGAUUUCGUCGAGAGACACCCCGGUGGGAAACAUUACCUGUUGGAUCAUGUGGGUGAGGAUGUGACGAACCUCAUGUCGGGGGAGUCGCCCCAUCAACAUACAUCGGCCGCUACGGCCAUUCUAAAAAAAUACUGUAUCGGACACUACAAACAUCACCAGGGUAAAAAUGGCCUGAGACAUAGAGAAAUAAAUGGCAAUGUAAAAAAUGGAAACCUGAAAAAUGACGAACCUGAAAUACCGAUGGACCACUAUACGGAUUUGGAGAAGCUAGUUGACUGGGACAAGCCGAUGCUGGGCCAGGUUGGUGAUCUGGGUGAUCGUUAUUUUGAGUGGGUCCAUUACCCAGAGGACAAGCACAUCCGCCUUUUCCAUUCAGAUUUCUGCGAGUAUUUCUCUCAAUGUCCUUGGUAUGUGGUGCCAAUAUACUGGGUGCCAUGGUUAUUUAUAUUCCUCUACAAGUCCUACAGUUUUAUGGUGGAGUCCCCUUGCAUAUUCCCGGACUCUCAGUAUGGAAUAGAGAUAACACCAAAGUACAUGCCACUUAUAUUUCUGAUCGGACUGAUCAGUUGGACGUUGGACGAGUAUGUGAUUCAUCGCUGGAUGUUCCAUCUCCGUCCACCCAGCAAUUCCCGCGUUUUAGUCACGUUACAUUUCUUACUACAUGGUCAGCAUCAUAAGACCCCUCUAGACAAGAAACGCCUGGUGUUUCCUCCGGUGCCAGCUACUAUACUGGGAAUCACGCUGUACACAAUCUAUGCAACAGUUAUCCCACACGCCAUCACGCUGUCGCUAGCAGCAGGCACAGUGACAGGCUACAUCAUCUACGAUCUGACUCACUAUUUCCUCCACCACGGGCGACCGACACUGCCUUAUUUCAAAUCUCUUAAGAAAUACCAUGUUAAACACCAUUUUGAAAAUCAACAAUUAGGGUUUGGAAUAUCAUCAAAGUUAUGGGACUAUCCGUUCGGCACCUUAAUUCCAGAUUGUUAGGACAAUGUUGACUCAUGUAGGCGCCUUUGGCUUUAGAAUUACCUCCUUAUGUCUGGGCUGGCACUUGGUGACACACCUUGAGCCAUGGAGCCAUUGUUUCAUCCUGGUGAGGUUGGUGAUAAACCUGGAGCCAUUAUCUCUCCCUGGUGGGGUUGGUGAUACAUCUGAAGCCAUUAAUGCCUCACCCUGGUUGGGUUGGCAAUACAUCUGGAGCCUUGCCCCUCCCUGGGGGAGAUAGACCGUUUGGAGCCUUGCCCCACCCUGGGGGAGAUAAACCGUCUGGAUGACCAGACUAAACUUUCUGCUGAUACAGAUUGAUGUGCCACAUCACUCUCGCAUGGUGUAGCUCCUCUGACGUGCCUACCACCCUUCCACUUAGGGAAGGUGCAUAAUGUGCUUAUGUUGUGCAGAUUUUUCUUUUCCUUGCAUACAGAUGGGAAAUGUUAUAUGAAUUCAGGAGAGGUGAAAAGGCUAUCUUUUGCUAUAGAUUUAUAUUUUUGUUUCAUGAAAAUAACAUAUAUUCUGGCUAGAAAUUUUUCUACUUUCAUGUAUCUGGAAAGUUACCUGGCCCUUGAAAGUAAUGUGUGACCUUAACCUUAUGACCUUGACCUGAUAAAGUUAAUGCAUUGCCUUUGUUCUACUAGUAUAAGGCUUCCCUUGAAAGUUACCUAGCUGUUCUUUGACGUCGGAAGUUGAAAAUUCUGAAAAGUUGUCCUUAAGAAGACCCUUCUCAUUAUCAUUAUUAUAUUAAUUAUCAUGUGUUAGAAAAAAAAGAGAUAAUUGCCAAAUAUAAUGUAUAGACAAUUAUUUAUGACGAGGAAUCCUUUAGACUUUCUAGAUUUCUGAUUAUUUUUUUAUUGUGUUCAGAUGUGUGCAUGGUAACUGUAUGUCAGUAAUAUGAUUUCGUGUGAACAUUACGUCAAUUAAAUACCCAAAAUUACAUUAAGGUAUAUGCACCAUUUAAUUGCAUAAAUGCAAAUGUAAUUAUUCAUUUUUUAAUCAGUAAAUCAUAUUUUUUUCAUGUUCUUUCAGCUUUAAAACCAACUCGCAAACAAAUCAUUACUUCCUUUGAAUCCAUCUAUUCUUUUUUUUCCAGAAUUUCUUUCCAUGCUGACCAUGGUUUUAAGUGUAGUUAGGUUUACACUGUUUGGAUAAUAUAAGAUAUUGUUUCACAAAAUUCAGUUUUCUCAUUCUUCCUUGGAUAUAUGCACUGACAUCCAGCAAUAAGUUUUUUUCCAAUAGGAAACCUAAUUUGAUCGAUUUCCUAAAUGUUCCUGAAACUCUGGCCAGGUACUUAAAGGUAGUGACAUCACAGUCAAGGUCAAACUGUCUUAUCACAGGUGUUGUAAAGGUCAGCGCUAUAAACAGGCAACAACAAUAAACUUAAUUAUUGUUUGUUAAACAAUUUUUAUAGCCAUUAUUCCUGCAUUAUUGGAAUGUGAUGUAAAUGUUAAUAGUGACACCCAAGGUGUCAGGGGAGGUAAUCGGGUGUCAGUGGAGGUAAUCGGGUUCAGGGGAGGUAAUCGGGUGUCAGGGGAGGUAAUCAGGGUUCUUACUUUUUAUUAUUAAGAUCUGACUAUUGGAUGUAAUGUUGUUUAAAAACCUGUUAUGAGUAGUAUAUUUAGAGGGCUCAUACUCUAGUCACUGUUACCAAUCCGACUUACACAUACAACACAAAACAAUACUACCUACAGGUAUACAUGAACAACAAAUAAAACAAUACUACCUACAGGUAUACAUGAACAACAAAUAAAACAAU